Molecule: messenger RNA, 19739 nt
Organism: Liolophura sinensis
Lineage: Eukaryota; Metazoa; Mollusca; Polyplacophora; Chitonida; Chitonidae
Product: adhesion G-protein coupled receptor V1-like
Exons: 105
Coding region: 1-19038 (6345 amino acids)
Biological process (GO): negative regulation of adenylate cyclase activity; cellular response to calcium ion; cell surface receptor signaling pathway
Cellular component (GO): membrane; cytoplasm
Molecular function (GO): G-protein alpha-subunit binding; G protein-coupled receptor activity; adenylate cyclase inhibitor activity
Source: RefSeq, a predicted model, not a curated record
AUGUAUCCCUGGUGGCACUGCUGUGUGGUGGGUCUGCUCAGCCUGACCCUUACCGCACCAUCCUCCCGGGCUCAGGUCAGUGUCUCACUAAUCGACACACAAAUCCAGGUCCAGGAGGGACAGCAGUUCAAUGUCCGUGUCCGGAAAACAGGCAUCGUUACCGAGGAGAUCGUUGUCGUCGUUGCUAUUAGCGGGCAGGACACAAGUGACUUCAUCGGUAACAGCCAGGUGGGGAGGUUCCAGGUGGGGGGUGAUGACGUCACAACAGCGCUGUUCACUGUGAGAGAUGACAACAUUCCGGAGCUCAAGGAGAGCUACACGUUUGUCUUACAGGUGGUCGGGGGAAAGGCCACUGUGGCAGAACCCUCCACAGCGAAUGUCACCAUUCUAACCAGCGAUGAUGCCUAUGGCAGAUUCAGCUUCCAAGAGAGUACGGUGCUUCAGACACAAGAAGACUCAACUGCCCAGUCUGUGGGGUUGGUGAUUACUCGCUCUCAGGGGCUGUUUGGGAAUGUCACUCUGCAAUAUGUGGUAGAAGAGGGACAGAGUCAGCAGUGCCUGGUGGAGAUAUCACACUUGUGCAGUGUUAUGAUUGAUGUAUAUAGAGAUUACACCUGUUUACAGGUAGAAGAGGGACAGAGUCAGCAGUGCCUGGUGGAGAUAUCACACUUGUGCAGUGUUAUGAUUGAUGUAGAGGGAGGGACAGAUUCAGCAGUACCUGGUGAAGAUAUCACACCUGUAUCAGGAGAUAUACCGUUCCUGGCAGGAGAGUCGGAGAAGCUGCUCACCUUCCAGAUUCAACCAGAUCAGAUACCUGAGGACCUGGAAGUGUUUACUGUCAGUCUCACCUCAACCCACGCAGAGGCCACUUUCUCCACCAGUCAGAGACAAAUAGCUGUUUUGCCUAAUGACGCCCCAAUACGCUUCUCUCAGUCAACAGUCCUGGUAGAGGAAGGACCGGGAGCAAGGACCAUAACUCUGGUAGUGAAUCGUGGAAUCCAAGCAGAUGGCAUAUCUCUGAUUGGUCCAACUGACUCCCCGGCAACCGUGUCUUAUCAACUGAUCUCAGGAACUGCAAACUAUAGUGAAGAUUUUACUGGCCAAAACAGCGGUAGCAUUGGAUUUCCUGUCAACUCUACAGAACAAACAGUCCUUGUAGAGAUACUGGAUGAUGAUGUUCCCGAAAUGGAGGAGACCUUUUAUGUCGUGUUGGCUGAUCCAAAUGGCAAUGUUGUAUUGGCUAAUCCUUUCAAUCUCACUGUGGCGAUAGGCCGAAGUGAUGAUCCUAAUGGGGUUCUCCAUCUAGGAGUCAGGGGGGCCCCACAGGUGCCGGUCAGUUUUGUGAACGAGGACCAGCAGCCGCAGUUAAAUGUGACUGUUUUCCGCAGCGAUGGUACGUUUGGUGACGUGUCCAUCCAGUGGGAAAUCACAAGGGUUGGUUCUGACCUUGACCCUGUGACCUCUGACCUAGGCCCCUCCCAGGGUAUGUUUGCUCUGCUCUCUGGGGAGAUGUCUGCCAUGGCUGUGCUCUCCAUCGUCCAGGAUUUUGAUCCAGAGCCCACAGAGAAAUUUACAUUUCGCCUCCUACCUGAGUCAGUUACAGGUGGGGCAAGGCUAGAGGUCCCAGAGUCAAUGGAGAUUGUGAUCAUGGACAGCGACUCUGCCUACGGGUUGGUGACCAUGGGCCAAGACAGUCAGCAGAGGCUGAUCACAACGACUGUCCCUCGCCUACUUGAGCUGACAAUUGAGCGGUCAGGAGGCACUCUAGAAGAUGUCAAUGUGAGCCUCUCAGUGCAGUAUAACCAGAGUUUUGAAAUAUUAGAUGUUUUGGGUGUGACAAACCCAGUCACUGUCAGUCUCCUCGCAGGUGAGAGCCAGACCUCCAUCAACUUCACCAUAAACCCUGCUGCAUUUCUGGUGGUUGGGGCUAACUUCACAGUGCAAAUUGCCCAGGCUCGCCUAAACACAGAGCCCCCUUUGGGAGCUUACAACAGUCCUGUGAUUGGCUCACGAUCAGUGGCUUCUGUCCUUGUAACGGCAGAAGCAGCCAAUGGGGAGAUAGGAUUCAUGAACACACAACCAAUCACAGUACAGGAGCCAGGGAACGGUACAAAUCAGGUUCUGCUGAGAAUAAGCCGAGAAGGCACCAAUGGCAGGGCUGUCAUUAACUGGGAAUUGGUGGGUAUCAGCAGUGCUAACAGCUCUUUGGUGACAGCAUCAGACAUCCUGCAAACCAAUGGUUCUGUUGUCAUGGACUCAGGAAUGUCUCUGUCAGAGAUUAUGAUCACUGUGUUACCUGAUGAUGAACCAGAAACUGAUGAAGUUCUCAGUGUCACCUUAACGAAUGUCGAACCUCCAGAAACUCAGCGCCUCCGCCCAGGGGCAUCCACUGUACAGAUCAUUAUCCUGGAGAAUGACAACCCUGGGGGAACGUUCCAGUUCUCUCCCCUGAUGCUUGACACAUACACAGCUGAGGAGGAAGGUUCCCCAGUGGACAUUGUUGUGGAGAGGACAGGUGGAGCUCUUCUGUCUAGGAGUGUAGAAUACUUCAUCACACCUGAUGGAGAAACAGAGUUUUACGGCUCGGCCAAUGUGCUUGUGUUUGAACCAGGCGUGCUGCUGAUGAACGCAUCUGUUGUAGCUCGUGGAGAUGGAAUACCUGAGCUAACCGAGAUAUUUUCUAUUGGGUUGAGAAGUUAUGGCUCAGCCACAGCCACCCUGGGUCCCCGAGUCACCAUCGGGGUAACUGUUCCUCCUAAUGAUGACCCAUAUGGUGUAAUACACUUUGCAGAUAACCCUGCCAUUGUGUUUAUGAAUGAGAGUAAAGUGUCAGACAUCCAGACAGUGAGUAUCGAAGUGCGUCGCUCCGGCGGGACAUUCAGGAGUGUGGUCAUUGACUGGGCCCUAGAGGGCGACUCCAUCAUCAACCCAGACUUCACUUCUAAGUCAGGCUCCAUCACAUUUGGGCCCUCACAAACCCUGGGCUAUGUGGUCCUUCGCUCACAGCCUGAUGAUAUCCCGGAGCCCACCGAGUCAUUUAUAGUGAGGUUAUCAGUGCCCUCUGAUGGUGAGAAUCUGCCGCGGCUUGGGGAACCGCAGACCGCCAUAGUUAACAUCAAUGAGAAUGAUCACCCAGUCUACUUCCAAGGCUCUACGCGGGUGACGUCACAAGAGCCCAGUGUGGUGCAGCUAACAGUCGUCCGUGACGGAGACCCCCACUUCCGGGCUCAGGUGAAAUACCGCACCCUGGAUGGAACAGCCACCCGGCAUGACAGAGACUUCCUCGCUGUAUUCAUCGGAACACUGAUCUUUGAAAUUGGAGAAUCAGAGAAAACAAUCAGCAUCAGCAUUCUGGAUGACGUCACACCAGAAAAUGACGAGGAGUUUACUGUGGAGCUAUUCGACCCGCAAGGAGAUAUUGUAGUGAGCUCGCUGGGGAACAUGACCGUCGUGAUAGCGGCCAAUGACGACGCCAGUGGUGUGUUUGAAUUCACCGCUCCACUCUAUCAACAGGUGGCAGAAGGGGACACUGUCAGCUUUGAUGUUGUUCGUGAGAGAGGUGAUUUCGGGGCAGUUCGGGUGUUUUGGGAGCUGACCAGGAAUACAACUGAGUCAGCUAUUGGUCAGGAAGAUGAUUUUGUCCAGUUGACAGGCUCCGUGACCUUUGACACAUCUGAAACUCGUGCCACUAUCAACCUUGUUCCCAUAGCAGAUAACAUACCUGAGAUGAGUGAAUUCUUCAUCCUGACCCUUAUUAAUGUCUCAGGUGGAAUAGGUGAUGUAUUUGGUCGCCUUGGCAACCCUGACUUUUUGGGGGCCUCCGUUGAGAUACUGCCCAGUGACGACCCUAAUGGACUGUUCCGUUUCCGCGGUGACCUCCUGGAGGUGAGAGUAGCAGAAGAUUACCUGGCUGGGGAGGAGGAGUCCAGCAGAGGGCAGAUGGUAGUGGAGAGGCUGCAGGGGACGUAUGGGCAGGUGUCUAUCCUGUGGGAGGUUGCCUCCCCUGCCAGUGAAAUCUUCGCUCAUGGGACCUCCUGUUUCUGGGGACAAAGGUACAAUGUGCAGCCUACACCAGAUAAACAACGCUCUGGUUCGGGAACUAUACCGUAUUUCUUAAACGGAAGUCAGAAUUCACUGGUAUCCAUCCCUGUGGAUCGCCAACCUUUGCCCUCUGACCUCCAGGCUGGGUUCACCAUCAGCGUCUGGCUCAUCCCUUUCUCAGACACGGACUCCUUCAUCCUGUCCAAGACCUCCCCAGAUGGACUCACCUUCUACUAUAGCCUCAAACUGAGGACAAACGUACUCUCUACCUCUCUGGAGUUCCAGUACUCUGCUGUAGGACAGAUAAAUCAGGUGACUGUGGCAUUGACAACAACAAACAUCCAGAAUGGUAACUGGCACAAUGUUGUUGUUGCUGUUGGGUCAGGUGCAGCUAGUUUUUACCUGGACGGGAAUUUGAUUGUUAACAGGACACUGGUGCCCGCCGCACUACUGGACAAGGAGGGUGGCCAGCUGUUAGUGGGCUCCCCCAUUGCUAGUAACACCAAGUUUAUUGGACACAUCCAGGACUUUCAGAUUAUUGGCAAGCCACUGUCAUCCAGUGAGGUGUUAGAGCGCUAUCAGCAAGCCAUGGAGACUGACUUAUCUCCCUUGUCAGGAACAGUCCAGUUUGGAGAGGGAGUACGUGAGGCAGACCUGGUGAUCUCAUCAGUACAGGAUAACCUGUCCGAGCCAGAGGAAUCCUUCAUGAUCCGAUUGGUCAGUGUCCGUGGGGGCGGAAGGAUUGAUGUGAACAACUCCGUGGCAACCGUCACAGUUUUGAAGAGUGACAAUGCCAAUGGACUGUUUGGAUUUGAUGGAGACUGUGAGGGUGUGGGUGCCACUCCUGAGGAUCAGGUCUUCUCCUGUCUGGUAGAACGUCUCCUUGGUGACAGCGGUCAGGUGACAGUCACAUGGUCUGUUGUUGUGGAGGGUCAGCCUAUCAGUAACACUCUGACAGGAGACUUUACAAACACGACUGGUAACAUAAGUUUUGUACCAGGACAGAAAACACAGCUUCUGAACCUGACAGUGUUGGAUGACCUUGAGCCAGAGAUGGCAGAGAACUACGAGGUUGUGCUGACCGAGGCAUUACCUGGGGAUGGUCAGCACAGUUCCACCCCGACCAGCGGGGCCAGUAUCAACCCAAACAGCAGCCGUGCCCUGGUGGUCAUCCAGGAGAAUGAUCACCCCUAUGGCCUGCUACAGUUCUCAUCCUCCCCCACCCCGCCAUCCCCGACUGACCCCAUCAUUAGGCCUGCUACAAGCCCCCCAGAGGUUCACACCUCAGAGGAAGCCGGGAGUGUGGAGCUGAUUGUGGUCAGGGCCCAGGGGUCAGUGGGCAGGGUGUCUGUCGAGUGGAGGGCAGAAGAUGGAACAGCCGUCAGCUCAGGGAGCUCUCCAGACUAUGAGGUGGCAGGUGGACGUUUAGACUUCAACCCUGGACAAAGGUACGGCAUCAUCAACAUCAAGAUUAAUGACAACAACGUCCCGGAGGAUGACAAGACCUUCUAUGUCCAACUGAUGAACCCUACAGGUGGGGCUGCUGUGGGAAUCGGAGCCCGUGUUACUGUGGUGAUAGACUAUUCUGAUGGAGCCUAUGGGUUGUUUCAGUUUGCUGAUGAAUCUCGGAAUGUCUCCACGCCAGAAGUUGGAGAUAUCGGCUUUAGCACAGUGACCUUCCAGGUUGUGAGGCUGGGGGGUGCCAUCGGCCUGACCAGUGUCAGGUGGGAGGUCCUUGCGGACACAGCUAAUGACAUUAUGGCUAAACAGGGCUCGCUGAACUUCCUGGACAGUCAGGUAGCCAAUCAGUUUGAGAUACAGGUGCGGGCCGAUGCUGAGCCUGAGCUGGACCAUGUGGUGACCAUCAGGCUGGUCAACGUCACAAAGGGUCAGCUUGGUGACACAGACAAACUAACAGCCACCCUACGUAUCGAGGCCAAUGACAACCCUUAUGGUGUCUUUGCCAUUCCCAGCUCAGACAGACCACUCCAAACUACAGAAGGCUUCCACAAUGUGACUGUCUCCGUAAAUCGCCUCUUCGGCACCCGUGGAAUUGUGGAUGUGAACUAUCAGACUCUAGCGCCAUCAGAGACAUAUGCAUUUAUCUCCCCUGGCGUGGCUCGUGCGAACUUUUCUGACUUCACUCCUGUCAGUGGGACAGUACGCUUCUCAUCAGGCCAGGACUCUGCCUCAUUCAACAUAACCCUGCUGGAUGAUGAUCAACCUGAGGAGGCGGAGUCUGUAUAUGUGAGAUUAACAGCUGUCACGCUGGUCCAAGGAGAACAGCCCCGCCCAGUCCCAUCCUCCCCUGGCUUGGAUAUUGGCACCAUGACCUUUGCCCAGAUACUGAUCCAAAGCAAUGACAAUGCCUAUGGUAUCCUGGAGUUGUCUCCCCUGAGGGUGACCGUGUACGAGAACCAUACAGGGCCAGUGGUGAAUGUCAUCCGCAGGGGAGGGCUGUUUGGGGAGAUCAUUGUGAAGUACAGAAUAACUGAUGGCACGACCACAAAAGGGCAAGACUAUACAGGUUUAUCAACUGAUGUCAUCCUGUCAGAAGGGGAGGCAACUAAGCCAUUACUGGUCGAGAUUAAAGACGAUGACAUUCCUGAGCUGGCUGAGUUCUUCACAAUCGAGUUGUUGGCUGGCAUGACAGGGGGCGCUGUUCUGGGGAAUAACACAGUUGCCAGUGUCACAAUAGCACCAUCAGAUGACCCCAGUGGGGCCUUCAGUAAGUAUGACCCCAGUGGGGCCUUCAGUAAGUAUGAUCCCAGUGGGUGUGACUCUCUCCAACUUAUUGAUGCUGUAUGCACAUACAACACUGUAUUCAACUUAACCCUGAAGCCAGUUUAUUUUGAAACAUUCUCAGGCAUGAGUAUCAACGAACCCACUGAGUCUCAAGGGAGGCAACUCAAUGUGACGAUCACACGUUCUGGAGGCACGAUGGGCGUGGUUAAUGUUCGCUGGGAGGCCACCUUAAACAAUGUAGCUGCUUCGUCAGAGAUUUCACCUGUGUCAGGUACAGAGAUAUUUGUGAGUAACGAGGCCCACAUGGACAUAUCCCUGACAGUCUUACCUGAUGACAUACCUGAACAACAAGAGGACAUCAUCAUACGCCUGGUGUCAGCGUCGGAAGGAGCCAGGAUUGGGAGUGAUCACGAGUUCACCCUGAGUAUCCUGCCUAAUGAUGACCCCCACGGUCGGGUAGCCUUCUCUGCACAGAGAUAUACUGUGGACGAAAGAGCAGCUGACAGUAACCAAUUCCUCACACUCACUAGGAGUGGUGGUAAGUUUGGAGACCUGCGGGUGUAUUACCAGACCCAGGGUAUUGACCUGCUGACAGAGGUGUACAGGAAUGGUAGCAGUGUGUUUGAUUUCUACUCAGUGGCCAGACUGGGAGAGAGCAGCAAUAAUCCACUGAGCACUCAGAACAGCACAUUGGAUAGAUGCGCUGAGUCAUGUCUUGAGACCGAGGCUUGUGCUGCUUUCCAGUUUACCUCGGCAACCCAUAACUGUACAACGUUUCUUACCUCAACACCUGAUGCUCUUCAGCAGUCGUCUCAGACCCAGUACUAUGCCAAAGAUGCUGUGAAGGCCAGGUUUUUGUACGACACCAGCGCUUCUCCAGGUGAUGACUACCGUGCUGUCCAAGGAGCCUUUGUGAUCUUUCCUGCUGACAGCUCUGUUGUCUCUUUACCUGUCACCAUUUUGGCUGACAACAGGCCAGAGCUUGACGAGAAGUUCAUGCUGGUACUGACAGGUAUAGAGCUUGUAGGCCGCAAUCCUGUGAAUGUAGAUGACACUCCAAAGUUUGGGUCGCUGACAUCAGCGGAGGUGGUUAUUCUUAAAAAUGAUAAUGCUCAAGGUGUGUUCAGCAUCUUCAGUGCGAACCCAUCUGCCGAGGAUGGUGGUAGCCUCAUUGUUGUUCCAGAACAAGGCCAGCUGUCCGUGGAUCUUGUCCUAGGCAGGGAAGGUGGUAGUAUCGGGGAGGUGACGAUCUCCUGGACAGUGAACGUCAGCGCCAGCACAGCGUCCCCAGGGGUGGACUUCAGAGCAGGUGGGGCACAGCUACGCUUUCUGGAUGGAGAUGAACGGGCCACUAUAACUGUGUCAAUCCUGGAAGAUGAGAUUCCCGAGGAUGAUGAGACUAUCAUUGUACAGUUAGUCCAACCAGGAGGCGGAGCUACCAUCAGUGCAAAUGAUUCUGUUACUGUGGUAAUCCAGGCUAAUGACAAUGUUGCUGGAGUUUUAGGGAUUAGUCCAUUGUCAGUUGUCACAGAAGAAGGCAGAACAGUGGAGUUCAACAUCACCCGCUCAGCCCCUGGACUCGGCCAGGUCACGGUGACCUGGGAGAUACAGGGAAUUGAUGGAUCAGUGCCUAACAACAACCUCAACAUCUUCCGGGAUACUCUGAUCUUCCUACAGGGAGAGCUGCUGAAGACAGUCCAUGUAGAGGUUUUAAGAGAUCAGCUGCCAGAGCUGAAUGAGGAGUAUGAGUUGAAACUGAUAAGUGUCUCUACCGAAGGUGUCAGACCCAGUGGAGGUGCCACUAUCCACCCCCAGCAAGGCACUGCUUCAAUCUCCAUCAGGGGGAGCGACGACCCUCAUGGUGUGAUCAGCUUCUCCACCAACUCCCUCUAUGUUACCGUCCAGGAAGGGGAGACAAAUCUGCAGCUUUUUGUUGACAGAAAGUUUGGUUCAUCAGGCACAGUGCGAGUGGAGUUUGAGGCUUCAGGUGGGUUUAUCCGCCAGGACGGGCCUGGCUUACAGCUGGCUACACCUGUUGAUGACUUCACACCUGAUGGACGGUACAUGUACCUGGAGAACGGGGAGAACUCAGGUGUUGUCAUACUAAGAAUCAUUAAUGACCAGUUACCUGAAAUUGAUGAGGCGUUUCUCGUCAACCUGACCAGUGUGACUUUGGUGGGGGCAGAUACAACGCUCCCUCCAAGGCUUGCUGCUACUGACGUCACUGCCCAGGUGACCAUACUGGCCAAUGAUGGGGCCCAGGGCACAUUUGUGUUCUCCCCUAACACCUCCAGGGUGUCUGUGAAUGAGGGUAACACUACGGUAAGCCUUGUGGUUCUGAGGACAGGGGGCACAUUUGGUAACGUGUCUGUCCGCUACUUCCCCCAGGUUCAGACUAACACGGUUGUCCCUGAUAGCGACUUCAUCCUCUAUGCACAGUACCUGUAUUUUGCUCAUGGAGAGACCAGCCAGGUGAUCAGUGUACAGGUGUUAGAGGAUGACAUACCUGAGCCUGAUGAGGAACUGUUAGUUAUCCUUGACAGUCCCCAAGGGGGCGCUCAGUUAGGGGAGAACACCCAAGCCUCGGUUACAAUCCUAGCUAAUGAUGAUGCCGGUGGUUUCAUAACCUUUGACCUCAGCGACAACAUAACUCUGACAGAACCUAGGGGGGUAAAUCUUGCUGACAGCGUGGCCAGCUUCCGCCUGCUGCGAGGGCCUGGUAUAUACGGUGUGGUGACAGUACCAUUCGUGGUGCAGACAGGGGCAGGGGAGGAGACCACAGACCUGACACCUAUCACAGGAUACGUCACCUUCCAGGAUAGACAGCUGUCUGCCGUGUUAGAAAUCAGUGCUGUUCAGGAUGACUUACCUGAGGUCACUGAGCAGUUCAAGGUCAUUCUACAAGAUCCUAUAGGGGGCGCUCAGUUAGGAGCCAUCAGACAACGGACCAUCCUUAUCCGAGAAAGUGAUGCGCCAUAUGGCUUACUGCAGAUCUAUGCCACGGGAACAAGAACGAGUUUCCUUGACGUGGAAGAGAGCUCUGGUCUGUUACACUUUGACGUGGUCAGAUCACAAGGUCUUCAGGGAAACAUUUCAGUUGAUAUCCUCACGCAGUCGGGGACAGCCUCUGUCUCUGGUAACACCUCCUCCUUCUCUAUGGCAACUGUGCAAAGCUUCACCCCUCUGACAACUCACAGAUGGUACGGAUUUCAUUUCUAUGAUGACACAUUUGCUGUGAUGUUGACUAAGACCACAGGAAAUGUAACAAGCUCUGUGAUUGGUGGAAAUCCAUUGACGCCUGCUAUUGGACGAUCUGUGUUGUACGAAUGGAAAGAGAGUUUCAGUCCUGUACAGGUGUUUGAGACAGAUGGCGCCACCAGUGCGGUCAGCUUUGUAAAAGAUGAUGGGACAUAUCUGGUGGUGACUAAUGGGGGUGAAGAGGGCAGACGUGAAGCAUCCACCAGAGUGUACAGCAUGACAGAUCAGGGAACGCUCAAUCUGGUACAAGAAUUAGCCACAGUGGGAGCUGAGGAUGCCUCAUACUUCACCAGCAAUGGUCAGUCGUUCCUCGUGAUCGCCAGUGGUCAGUCCAGCUCAGGGAUGACUGUCAUUGACUCACUGGUGUAUGCCUGGGACAGUGGACAGAGUCAGUUUGGUGGAGUGCCAUGGCAGCUGUUAGGGGGACGAGGCGCUAAGGCUGUGGAGACAUUCACAAUAGGAUCAGAUGUGUACCUGGCCAUGGCAAACCAUUACGACUCAGUGACACAGAAGUUUGAGAUAGAAUCUGUUAUUUUCAAAUUCUACACAAACAGCAAGUUUGCCAUCUACCAGUACAUCCCAACCCAAGGAGCCACUGAUGUCAAACAUGCCUUGAUUGGUGGAGAACAUUAUUUAGUUAUAGCCAAUGGGAUGUUAGAUGAGCCGAGCAGUGCAAGCCUGUCAUUAGUGGUGUAUAGGUGGGACAAAGGAGGACAAAGUUUCCAGUGGUUCCAGAGCCUAGAAACUCAGAGUGCACAAUCAGUACAAGUGUUCACCGGACCAGACCAGAGAGUAUAUGUCAUCAUCGCUGAUGUAGUUGCCAACUCCACAGUAUUUGUCUGGGAUGUUGCUCAGCUGAAAUUUGUCCUGGUAUGGCAAGCAAGGCCGGCUUCUCAUGUCUCCAUGGUUACUGUCAAUCAGCCGACAGAGCAGGCUGUGUUACUGACCCUGGCUAACCCGGACACUGACCCAGGCUCCACUCUGUACCAAGUCACAAUGGUCAGAGAUAGUGACUUCAUUCCCAGGACAGCCACACUGACCUUUGCCCCUGGAGAAACAUUAAAGCAGACAUCUGUUGUGGUCCUCGAGGAUGACCUUCCUGAGGAUACUGAAACCUUCUACGUCGCACUUAGCAACCCACAGGGAGGAGCAGAAAUUGGGGCAAAUCAGAAAGCUUCCAUCAAUAUAUUAUCCAAUGAUGAUGCUCAUGGAAUCAUUGAGUUUGCAGAGGACUCCUUGGACAGACGAGAAGCUGAAAUUCCCCAGAAGGACAACCCUGUCCAGCUGACAGUAAGGCGUUACCGUGGUAACUACGGUCGUGUUGUAAUCAGAUGGCGUCUCACAGGAGACCAGAGUUCUCAGGACAUCACGCCACAGUCAGGACUGGUAGAAUUUGGGUCAGGUCAGAGUAUAGCCACCAUCAGUCUGAUCAUUAAGGAUGAUCUCCUCCCAGAGCUGCCAGAACUUACCUAUGUUACCAUGGAGACAGUCGUGGAGCCAGGCACAGGGCUGCUGAAUAAAGGAGCAGUUUUAGGGCCUAACCGCAUAGCCCGGCUGACAGUGUUAGCUAGUGACUCUCCUCACGGGGUGGUGUACUGGGAGCUGCCGUCUGUCGAGGUGGCAGAGCCAGAAGGAACAGACUCCACUGUCUUGCUCAACAUCAUCCGUGAACAGGGAACUCUGGGAGAUAUCCAGAUUUCAUACAGGACGAGUCAGGCUGUACAGUAUGAGAGAGAAGAACAGGCAGCUUCAGGUCAAGAUUACGUGGCCACACAGGGCAGGAUCAUCAUCAGGGAUGGGGUGAAUAGGGGCACCAUACCUGUACAGCUGCUCAGGGAUGACUUACCUGAGCUGGAAGAAGUGUUCUUGGUGAACCUGACAGGUGUGGUGUUACUGGCGGGGACAGCAGGCCCUGGGGAGGUGCCCAGCGUGAGGGACCCUGGGAACAGUGUGGCUGUGAUGAUCCAAGAGAACGACAAUGCUAGAGGACUGGUCCUCUUUGAUGUCCUUACGAACACAGAGGGCCGUGUGGAUACGUACGAGGCAUAUGGAAGGAAUCAUACACUGGCGCUCAAGGUGUCUCGUGUCAUUGGCUACUUCGGUUCUGUUCUGGUCCAAUGGCAGGCUUACCAUCGGGAGACAACAGUUGCAGACCUGACCCCCUCCAGUGGCACAGUUAGGUUUGCCCAGGGGCAGAAGGAAGCUUACAUCUACAUCACCAUACUGGAUGAUGAGCUGUUUGAACCAAUGGAGCAAUUUGAUGUGAAGUUAAUUGGCACAAGUGAAGGGGCUAGCUUAGGGGCUAUCAGCAAUGUCAGGGUGGCUAUUCUGAAGAAUGACUCCCCGAGGGGCCUCUUUGGCUUUGUACCCACAGAGGUGUCUGUGGCAGAGGCCUCAUUCCAAGGUGAUCCUAAUGGGCGUGUGGCCCUAACCGUUACCCGCCAGGUGGGGACAGAGGGCGUGGUCCCUGUACAGUGGAGACUUAAUGCUGAGGCUCAGAAUGACUUUGAUCCGCCUCGCUCUGGACUCCUCACUUUCCAGCAUGGAGAGCCUCAGAAAACAAUCACACUGACAACAAAAUCAGAUGGGAUUCUGGAAGGCGAGGAGGAAUUCAUUGUGUCCCUUGUGUCAGCAGAAGAUGCUGACAUCUCCCAUGACAAUGGGGAUGCCACUGUGAUUAUCUCCCCUGAUCCUGGAUCUAGUGGUACAGUCUCCAUUCUGCCUGCAUAUCGUCAGGUUUACAUCGGUGAACCUGGGGAAUCUAGUCCUACGUACAGAGGCCAGACAGACGUUGUUUUGUCACGAGGCGCAGGGAUUUUCAGCGGCAUCACAGUCACAUGGUCUAUAACACCACGUUCUGUUACUGCAUUUGCACAACUGGAAGGAUCAUUGGAGUUUGCCACACUUCAGGAAACGGCUACUAUCACCUUACAGGCAAGAGAUGAUGCUCAGCCAGAGCUGUCUUCCUUGUUCAGCCUACAAUUGACCUCAGCAACAGGAGGUGCUGUCAUCUCCACUGAGCCAGGAGCAGCCGUGUCAGAGAUUGUGUUUGUUUCUAGUGACUACCCUCAUGGGCUCUUCCAAUUUCCUCCCCCUGACAGAAUGCAAGUGUCGGAAGAUGAAGGCGUUGUAACUAUUCCUCUGGUUAGAGAGUAUGGUCACCGAGGGCGAGUAGAAGUGACCUACGUGACCUCUGCUGGAACAGCUCUGGCCAAUCAGGACUUUGUACCCAGUGCAGGAACCUUGACCUUUGAGGAUGGGGAGAGGAGUAAGAGUGUUAGAGUGGAUGUGGUGCAGGAUUCUGUGCCAGAGGGACCAGAGGAUUUCUACCUCAAUAUCACUGGGGUACAGCUUUUGUCUCCGAGUGACAAUAACUACACAGACUUGGGGGGACUGAGUAUUGACAUGAGGCCAGCUGUUGGACCGAUCAACUUCAAGACAGUGGUGAUCAACAAGAAUGAUAAUGCUGAAGGAACGCUCUUAUUUGAUUCAAGUGCAUUACAGACUGUUGUCAGGGAGGAAGAUGGAAUAGCCCGACUGGCCGUUACACGUGUUGGAGGGUCGUACGGUGAGGUGAGAGUAGGUUACCGGGCAGAGAACCUUACGGCUACAGCAGGGGUGGAUUACAGCCUGACACCUAUGGAAGUCAUCUUCCUGGAUGGAGUCACUCUUAACAACAUCAGCAUCACCAUUGUGGACGAUCUAGAGAGAGAGCAAGCAGAAACUUUCAGGGUAACCCUGACCUCCGUCUCCGGAGGGGCCCAGUUGGGGAGUAGCACCACAGCCACGGUUACCAUUGCAAAGUCAGAUUACCCCAAUGGGAGGUUUGACUUCAAAGGCACCAUUGACAUCACCCUGCCUAAUCCUACCUCAGAGGUGACCCAGGAAGUGAUUGUACAGAGGUCAGGAGGGCUGCUGGGACAGCAAACGGUAUCAUGGAGAAUCCUGGGCCCUAACAACCCUGGCCAGGUGUUGUCUGAUACCUCUGACAUUGCCUAUAGGGUGAACAAUGUAGACCUGACCCAGGGGACUCUGGUGUGGAGUGAUGGGGAGGGCGGGGAGAAGAGACUAACAAUGUACAUCAAACCUCACAGUGGCUGGGAGAUACAGAAGCAGUUUGUCAUAGAGAUCUACAGUGUUACCGGAGCACCCUCUGGUGCUGGAGACGGAGAGGCAGAUCCUGACCGCUCCCGACUCACUCUCACUGUGCAGAAGUAUGGAGACCCAAAUGGUAUCAUAUUGUUUGGACAAAUAGCCCAGUCUCCUCGAACUGUUGAUGAGCCCACAGGUUCCACGUUUACCUUACGCUUCCCCAUUUUACGACGAAUGGAUACUGGUGUUGUAGGAAAUAUUAUGGUGUUCUGGGAUGUGAGAGGGCCAGUUACUGAGAACAAUGACAUCUUACCUGUGUCGGGGUCUGUGGCCAUGGAGAACGGGGUCCGCACGGGCGAGAUAAUCCUGCAGAUACUUCCUGACGACAUACCUGAGCUGACAGAGAACUUCCAGCUGAGGCUGCUUCGUGUGGAGGGAGGGGCAGAGGUUAGCCCCGCCCACAACUCCUCCUCCUUCAGUGUCAGGUACAACGACAACCCGCACGGUGUGUUUGGUGUGGUCACAGAGCACCAGACAGUUUUGGUUGACCCACUGACCAAUCAGAGGACACUUCAGCUGAACGUUACAAGGAAUGCUGGGAGUUUUGGCAGUGUGCAGGUGUACUACUCCAUAAGAUAUGACAAGCCACAGUUACAGAGUGGGAUUGGCGUAGACCGCAGCAGUGGUAGUGUGACCUUCCAGGAUGGGGAACGCUGGGCUGUUGCUCAGGUCAAGGUCAUUGGGGAUGGCUUCUUGGAGGCAGGGUCAACCUUCUCUCUCUCCCUUGUGUCAGACCCAGUCUAUCUGGGCUCAGAGGUGACUCAACCUCCGUCUCUACAAGCUGGUCAGACAGAAGCCAAGGUGAUUGUACCAGAGGCUGCCGCUAACACCGAGGUGGGCUUCCUGACAGAUGUUGUCACCGUGGAUGAAGUGACCAGCGUGGUAUCUGUGACUCUGACAAGACGCGGCCUGUAUGGCACUAUCCAGGUCCGGGUUGAAAAGGGGCUUCCCCCAGGACAGCAGAUCACCGGGUUUGACAUAGGGGAGAUAACUCCUGAUACAGAUGUGGUCACUCUGCCACAAGGGCAGGUGUCAAAGACUGUCAGCUUUCAGGUUGUUGGGAGACGGGAUGUACCUGAGGUAUUUGCCCUCUACCUGCCACAGUCCCCCACCACAGCCGCUGUGGGUGGAGCCAGAUUGUGGGCGGGGAAGAUGGUCACUGUAAUAGAGCCCUCUGGUGUUGUGGGAUUUGCACCAGAAUCAAGGGAGAAAACUGGCUCUGAGCUGGCAGGAAAUGUAACGCUGAGAGUGGAGCGCCUCUACGGCUCACAAGAUCGAGUGGAGGUUCACCUAGAUGUUAGAGGUGGGAAUGCUUCAUCCACAACAGACUUUCGUCUCUCUAGAAGUACCGUUGUUAUGGAGCCGAGACAACUGACAACUGAUGUUACCAUCGAGCUACUACAGGACAGUUUCCCGGAGAGAGCUGAAGAUUUUUACCUCGUUCUGACCCGGGUGGAAAAAUUCCCCACUGUGGUCACUAAAGAGUUGUCUCCCCGUAUUAGCGCCCUCUACAAUACCUCCCAUGUGGUGAUAAAGGAGAGCAAUGAUCCCUAUGGGAUGCUGAGCCUUGAUGAGAUUCCCGAUGCUGUGGAAGAGAAGGACCAGGAUAUGACCAUCACUGUCAGGAGAUCAGGUGGUUAUUUUGGACCAGUUAGUGUGGUAGUGCGUACAGUGGGUGGGAAUGAGCGCUGGAGCUCAGAGAUUGCUGUUCAGGCUGGUGGAGAGGGCCCCAACACCAUCGGAGAAGCCUUGGCCAACAGAGUAGCCUCCCCUGCCACAGGGGGUCGAGACUACGAAAUCGUGGACACCAUUGUCUACUUUGCAGAUGGGGAAGCUGUGAAAACUGUGGUGCUGACAAUCCUGGAUGAUAAUGAGGCCGAGCCAGCAGAAGCUGUCUACUUAUACCUGACCCAGCCACAAGGGGGUGCUAGAAUCGCCACAGGCAGUGCUGACGGAGGGUUAAAGGGUUUUGUGGCAGUGACGAUCCAAGCCAAUGACUUUUCUAAUGGUCUAAUCGGAUUCACGGACCCCUCCCUCUAUGUCACUGCGGAUGAGGAUGUCCCCUCUCCUGCUAUCUCUCUUCAGCUGCGCAGACGUAAUGCCUUCUAUGGACAAGUUCAGGUGUUCUGGAGGGUAAAGCGGACCCUAACGAGCACCACAGGUGAAGAUGAAAGCCUCCGUCAGCAGGUGACACAGAUCACAGGAUUUGUUACCUGUCCUGCUCAGAGAGAGUUCUGCUCCCUGGAAAUUCCUCUGGUAGAUGACCAGACCCCGGAGGAGUCUCAGGGGUUGCUGGUCAUCCUGGAGCGGGUGGGGACAGAUGCUGUGCUGGACACCGACCGCUCUGUGGCCAAUGUCACCCUCAGGCCGAGUGAUGACGUCAGGGGGCUCGUACAGUUUGUACCAGACUUUGGACUAAUUCAUGUGGACAAGGACACAAAAUCUGUUAGACUGGAGGUGGCAAGGAUGAAGGGAGAGGCGUACCAUGUAGAAGUAGACUUCUCUACAGUACAGCUCCCCGCCCCCAUCAGGGUGUCAGGAGUGGAGGUACACCCAGCACUGCCUGACCAGGAUUACCUACCCGUCUCAGGACGCCUCAUAUUCCCACCCUUUUCGAAGGAACUACAGUACAUCAAUCUCACUCUGACACCGCUCCAGUCUCGGUCUAACCAGUACCCUAAACAGUUAUACUUGAGGCUGAGCAAACCAACCAAUGGCUCACGACUACAUAAGGAUCUUUACCAGGCUGUGGUGAGAAUUGUGGACCAAACAGAGCUACCUAUUUGGGAAGCGGUGAAGAUUUCUGUGACGGGACCGCUAGAUAACGAGAGUAUGGUGGAGCUAUUGGAUAAGUUGGACCGUACAGUGUCUAAACAGAUGGGUGAAAAUGAAGGAAACCUUGUGGAUGCCAUUUUGAGAGAUGUGACUGACAAGGGAUUGGAGACCCAGUUUCCCGGUCCUUCCUUAAAGCCUGAGCUGUUUGACAUUUUCUGUAAGCUGCUGGACCCGAGGAAGCAGGACAGUCGAAGGGGACAUUACUCUUACACCAAACUGUUGGAGAAGUUUGCCUAUGGUUUAGUGACUGACCAGCCCUGUCCCUACCCUAGCCCACCAGCCCUGGUGACAUACCAGUGUCAGAAUGUGAAGAUCUCCGCAGGCAGGUGGGGCCAAACUAAUCUGACAGGCUUCUUCUACAGAGCUCAAUUCGGUGACAACUUUGUGGUACCAGCCAGUAUCAGUGGAAUGUCUGCACUAGCCAGUCAACAGGGUUGUCAUGAUUUCCACUUGAUAGAGUACAACUCUGAGGAAUGGUUUUACGAGGAGAGUCAGACAGAGCCACAGCUUCUCAACAGCAGGGUGGUGUCAUUUGGAAUCAAGGGGCGUGACUCUAGCUUCUCAGACACGCCAGCCACGUACCGUAUCCACACCCCAAGCCGAGCCAUAGCACCCAGGCAAUCACAGUGUGUUUACUUUGAUGAGAGUAGUCAGACAUGGACAGGUGCGGGGGACAUCUGUCAGGUGACAAAUAACUUUGAUCUGACAGUGGAUGACUACGUGGACUGUUCCUGUCAACAUCUUACCAGUUACGCCGUCAAGGCGCGAGUCUCCGACACCACAGGCUACAUCGUCUGGUUCUACGUGGCCUGUUUCAUAUGUAUUAUCUGUAUGGCUGUUACCAUUAUUAACCACCAUGUGUUUGCCAUCCUGCCCAGAUUUUCCGUGUGUCUUCUCAUGCACAUGUGCUUUGCUUGUAUGGCAACCCAGAUAUGUUACGUGAUAGCGGCGUUCUUCAGCCCCACAGACAUCCUGGUAUCCAGCUUGGACCAGGACAAUGGUCGCUGUAUCGCCAUGGGGCUUUUUUUGCACUACUUUUUCUUGGCUCAGUUCACGUGGAUCUUGACUCAGUCUGUGAACUUCUGGAAAAUCCUGGUGAUGAAUGAUGAGCACACAGACAGGAAGUAUGCUGCUUUCUUCCUGCUGGGCUGGGCCACUCCUGCUGUCAUGGUGGCUGUAUUUUACAUCAUCGUCUACAAUGUGUACAAGUAUGUCUACAGUAUGCCAUUUGACUUCAUCUACGGAGAUGUGGGAAACACUGGAGACAUCUGUUUCAUCACAAAUGCAUUGGCGGGUAUGGGAGGGGUGAUCCUGCCCUGUAUACUCCUGCUACUUGCCGUUUGUGUGGUGUUUGUACAGGCCUAUCAGCUCACCCCACAAUGGAAGGCCUACGAUGACAUCUACAAGGGCAGGCACAAUGCCAAAGAGGUGCGGAUCCUGCUGGGCUUUUGGGGGAUCAUAGUAUUCACCUGGCUGUGGGGAGGUUUACACCUAGCCUACCGCCACCUGUGGAUGCUCAUCCUCUUCUGUAUCUUCAACAUCACACAGGGCCUGUAUGCUCUGAUCGUGUACACCAUUCUGCGGCAUCCCUGCCUGCCCUGUGCGGGACCCCAGAAGGCCAGCUACACCUUCAGCGGAGCGCCCCAGGAGGAUAGCACCCACCCCUACCACUCACAACCAGUCUCCCCAAAGUCCAAGGGCUCCAGAGCAUCUCUGCUCAAUGAGAGCUGGGAGAGAGCAUCUGUCACACCAAGCGCACAGAUGAAAGUGAGGAGAACUCUUCCUUCCAAUGGCAACAUUUACGUGACCCCGCCCGUGUUGUUACAUCAGCCACGGGACCCUGAUGCACAGGACUUUGACGAUCUCCUGUUUGCCCUUAAGACUGGUGGCCCAUUCACGCCCAGUGAUAUUUCUAAAAACCCAGACUAUGAUAAUGUGUCGGAAGUGUCCAGUAAAGCUGGAAAUUACCAGAUGAGGCGGAUUUCUAUAGCAGACACCCAUUUGUAACAUACAGUGAUCACGGCCUUUGUAUGUUACAUCUGUUACCAUGACAACAUUUACACGUAUAUCAGUGUCUAAGCUGUAUUUUUACAAUUAUGAUGCAGUCAUUGUGAACAUAAUUUGAAUAUCAGUCAUCUUCCUUGAUUUGCUUGAAUGUGUUGGAUUUUCUACAUGCACAUUCACGGUUUUACAUUUUUCAUGUCCAUAUACAUGUAAGGUAUCUUUUUAAAAAUUGUUAUAUACUUUAGUCCUGUAUAUAAGGCCUUAGAGCCGUUUUGUAAUUGUCGCAUUCUUUCAUUCUACAUAAUAGCAUUUGAUCUCAGCCAGAUAUGUCACCUCAUUAUAUCCAUCCUACCAUUUUUGUUUCCAAAAAGACCAAAGAUUCAAACGAAUAAUUUUGUAUAUUUUAUCUUUAAAAUAUCCAGCCUCAAUUUCAUCAGUUAACAAUGUGCCAUCUUUCAAAAAAUAAUUCCUUUUAGCAUUUGUUGAAGGUUUUGUCUAAAUACAAAUCAAAACAGUGUCUUCAUGGAGGCUUUGUACACAUACAUUAGGCCUAAAUCUCUGCUUUGACCAAAAGCCACCACCUUCACCUGGCAAUCCAUUAUUUAUUUAAAAGAAUAGAUUUACUACUUAUUCACAUCGGACAAGUUUACAGAUGUUAACUAAACUUCAUCACAUGAAUAAAACAGGAGAAAUGAUACCUCUAA